This is a messenger RNA of Onychomys torridus (southern grasshopper mouse), 2186 nucleotides long. It is a transcript of the gene Rtf2, whose product is annotated as replication termination factor 2. NCBI's taxonomy places the organism in Eukaryota, Metazoa, Chordata, Mammalia, Rodentia, Cricetidae. Gene Ontology annotation, cellular component: nucleus. The transcript has 9 exons. Gene Ontology annotation, biological process: site-specific DNA replication termination at RTS1 barrier; mitotic DNA replication termination. Bases 91 to 1011 code for a protein of 306 amino acids. The record is from RefSeq and is a predicted model, not a curated record.
AAGGAGCGCCGGAAGUGGCUAGGGUUUUGGCAGAGACCCCGGAAGCAGCGGCCUCCAGUUUUUGCUGCGGCUUCUGACUCCGGCCUUGGGAUGGGUUGCGACGGAGGAACAAUCCCCAAGAGGCACGAGCUGGUGAAGGGACCGAAGAAGGUCGAGAAGGUUGACAAAGAUGCUGAACUGGUGGCCCAGUGGAACUAUUGUACUCUAAGUCAGGAAAUCCUGAGGCGCCCAAUCGUUGCCUGUGAACUUGGCAGACUGUAUAACAAAGACGCUGUCAUCGAGUUUCUGUUGGACAAAUCUGCUGAAAAGGCUCUGGGGAAGGCAGCCUCACACAUUCGAAGCAUCAAGAAUGUGACAGAACUCAGGCUUUCUGACAACCCUGCCUGGGAAGGAGAUAAAGGAAACACCAAGGGCGACAAGCAUGACGAUCUCCAGCGAGCGCGGUUCAUCUGCCCUGUAGUUGGCCUGGAGAUGAAUGGCCGGCACAGGUUUUGCUUCCUUCGAUGCUGUGGUUGUGUGUUUUCGGAACGCGCCUUGAAAGAGAUAAAAGCUGAAGUUUGCCACACGUGUGGGGCUGCCUUCCAGGAGGAUGAUGUCAUUGUGCUCAAUGGCACCAAGGAGGAUGUGGAGUUGCUGAAGAAAAGGAUGGAGGAAAGGCGGCUGCGGGCCAAGCUGGAGAAGAAAACAAAGAAACCGAAGGCGGCUGAGUGUGCUUCAAAGGCGGGUGUCACAGACGACUCUGCAGGGCCAUCAAAAGUGAAGGCUGCCAAGUCGGAAGAAGCAGACCCCGAUCCCAGAGAGAAGAAAAGCACCUUGGUUUCCAAGGGCACAGCAGCUAACGGGAAUGCAUCUGGGAAAGCUGGAAAGCCCCCAUGUGGGGCCCUGAAGAGGUCCAUUGCAGACAGUGAAGAGUCUGAAACCUACAAGUCCAUCUUCACAAGCCACAGCUCUGCCAAGCGCUCCAAGGAGGAGUCUGCCCACUGGGUCACCCACACGUCCUACUGCUUCUAAAGCAGGGCCACGCAUGGCCCCUCCCCACAGGGCUCCUCCCCUGUGGCCUUCUAGGCCACUUGCCUGAUGUGGCACUGUGCUAUAAAGCUGUCCUCUCCACUCUUGGACCUGCGUGGUCACUUGCUGUGAGGUGUGUGGGUCCCGGGAAGGGUGAGGUGGCUUCAGCAUGACUGGCCGCCUUCUCCCAAAGGCUGUACCUCUUGCUUAGCCUGGUAGCCUGGUGACUCUCCUGCUUACAUUUAGGUAACAAAAGGAUUCCGGGUUCCUCACUGCACAGUUGGCUCAUUUUCUAAAGUUGUAAUGGGUAAGGGAAUCAUUGACCCUGAGUUCAGCUUAGGGACAGAGUUCCAGCUGUCAGACCUUGCCCUGGGGUUCUUUCCCGCUACAAGGACACCAUAGAGGAAUCAGACACCUGAGUGACACAGAAUAAAGCCCUUUUCUCUCAUCUCUUCUUUCUUCUCGCUCUUCCUCUUACAGCUUGGUAAGAAAAUGGCAGCCAUCAAGGUGACAGGGACAGACAGGAGUGACACCGUUUCCAUCUUCACAGUUAUAAUUGGAACCUCUGUAAGACUGCUCAUGGGAGCAGGGUAAGAGCUGUCUCCAUGGGCCAGUUCUUAAACCCUGCCGUUGGGUUGGCCAGAUGGCUCGCUCAGCACACACACUUGCAGACCAGAGUCUGGAUCCCCAGAACCUUAAGCCAGGUGAGCACUGUGGCCUGUGGUUCCGACCCUUGUAAGGCAGAGAUGGGAUUCCCAGGCAAGGUGCUCACGAGCUCAGGGUUCUCGGGAGAACCUGUCUCAGUAACUAGAAUGGAGUACAACUGAGAAAGAUGCCCAGUGUCAACUUUGAGUCUCCACACAUGCCUAUGAGCGUGCAAACAUUGAUAAACACUAAAGCCCCUGCUUCUACCCCAGGCUGAGGCAGGCAGAUCACUCAGAUGUCAAAGCUGGCCUAGGUUACACAGCAAGACCUUGCCUUAGGAAACAACCCUCAGGUUUUCUGCUUGCAUGGGAUGGAGCUAGGCCCCAAGCACACUGGAAGUUUGUUCCUGGGCAGUGUGUUACAGGGAGUGUGGAUGUGGGCAGACAGGGUGAGCUGUGAAAUGAGCAUUGUCCAGGAGACCUGGGGGUCUGAUCUUUGUACUUAGAAGCCAAAAUAAAGAUCGUAGAAAUAUC